AUGGCAACACCGGGCAGCUGCAGUUUCACAGCUGCUUUUCGGGAGCACCUGCGGCACCUGGGUCUGCGAGAUUUCCCCUGCGGCCUCGGCAGCUGGAACAAGUCUCGCUUCAAUGCCCACACAAGCUCCCGCAGAGCCCAAGCGUGGCUGAGGACAGACCCAGCUGGGCAGGAGGAGGCUAUGCCAGUAGGCGAGGAGAGUCCCGAGGCACUGGUGGAGCUGCUGAGCCACUGGCAAAGCCCCUGGGCCCCACCGCUGGGCUGCACCCCCCAGGACCAGCACCUGCGGGAAACAGCUGUGCUGACACCUGAGCUCGUCUGUGGCUCCAACAUCUUCCAGGUCCUCAGGUCCCUGCGGAUCGUUGGCAAGGGAGUGGAGGAGGUGGACGAGGGUCUGUUGCAGUUACAGCAGUUGGAGGAGCUUGUCCUCAGCGCCAACCACAUCAGCAGAAUAACCUCGGCCAACUUGCCUCGGACGCUGAAGGUCCUGGAGCUCUGCUGCAAUGCUGUGGCCGAUCUGCAGGACCUGUGUGUUGAGCCUCCUCUGGAACUGCAGCACUUGGGGCUGGGACACAACAGGCUAUGCGGCCCUUCACGGGACAAGUUCCUCACUGCGGCCUUCUGGCCAAAUCUUGUCUCCCUUGACCUGAGCUUUAACAACCUCACGGAUCUGCUGGGGCUGGUCUCCCAGCUGUCCAGUCUGCAGAAGCUCCGUGUCCUGGUGCUCCAAGGGAACCCGCUGGCUCUCAUUCCCACUUACAGAGGUUUCCUUGUGGACAGCCUGCCCAAGCUCGCCGUCCUCGAUGACAUCAACGUAGAGACUGACGAGAGGCAUAAGUUCCGCAGUUUGGCGAGGCAGCCAGAGCUGAUCAGAAGCGAAGCACAAGUGGUUGUGAGCAUUGGGGAGAUCAAGGGAGUACCUGAUCCCAGCGCUCAGCAGCAGCUGGAGGUUGGUACCGAGGCUCCGGUGAUCACCUACAGCUACUGUGUGACAUACGAGUUUGCAGAGGAAGAGGAGAUCAAGGACGGUAGCAGCACUGAGGUUAAAAAAAUUCAUCAGAGUCCCGUGGUGGCCACCCUGGAUGUGGACAGCUCUGCUCAGGACAUGGGUGAAACAAAGAUCCAGCUGGAGCCUGCAGCCACCGAGGAGCCCAAGACUCACUCUGCAAAAGUGUUUGUCACUCCUGGAGAGCCCUGGGCAGUCACCAUCGACUUCAGGUACCAGAAGGAGCACACUGCCAGGGACCUUGUGGCGCUGAAGUCCUUCCUGGCGGCUGGAACGAUUGUCUCGGUAGUGGAAGAGAAGGUGCUUUCAUGGCCUGUCAAUGCUGAUCCAGAAGAAAAUGCAGUCAGGAAGGGGAAGGCAAAACAGGAGCUGCAGAAGGAUGGUGCCAAGGGUCCUGUGCCCAGGGACAAGAAGAAAAAGAAGGAGGAAAAGAAAAAAACAUGUGAACUCCGCAGCGACCCUCCCAUUCGGAAGACCCUGGGCACUGGGAGGGUGACCCUGGAGGCCCUAUUGGCCACCCAGGACCUGGUGGCAACUGUGUGUGACUUUGGGGUCCUGAUCACCGAGCAACCACUGCAGUCACCAAGUUUGGAGGAGAAGGACAGGGGAAGCGGCAAAGGCAAGAGCAAAAAAACAAAAACAGAGAGAAAAAGUCAGGCCAAGCGGAAAACCACGGCGUCUGCCAAAGGUGACAGAGACUGGAGCUGGCUGGGCAGAGGGUGGUGUGUGUUAGAGCAAACAGCAGCGGUGCCCAGCACCCUGCCAGCCCUUGAGAUCCUCAACUUUGGGGAGGAUCUCAGAGCCCUGCAGUACUUGGAUUAUUGUUCCUCACAAGGAGAUGUGUAUUUGCAAG
Messenger RNA from Apaloderma vittatum (bar-tailed trogon), 1858 nucleotides. RefSeq names its product leucine rich repeat containing 43 (gene LRRC43). NCBI's taxonomy places the organism in Eukaryota, Metazoa, Chordata, Aves, Trogoniformes, Trogonidae. The transcript has 12 exons. Gene Ontology annotation, molecular function: protein binding. The annotation marks the transcript as partial. The record is from RefSeq and is a predicted model, not a curated record.